Mesoplodon densirostris (Blainville's beaked whale) is the source of this 4785-nucleotide messenger RNA. It is a transcript of the gene MICAL1, whose product is annotated as microtubule associated monooxygenase, calponin and LIM domain containing 1. Lineage: Eukaryota; Metazoa; Chordata; Mammalia; Artiodactyla; Ziphiidae. The coding region runs from base 1172 to 4660 and encodes 1162 amino acids. The transcript is spliced from 25 exons. Gene Ontology annotation, molecular function: FAD binding; protein binding. The record is from RefSeq and is a predicted model, not a curated record.
GGGCGGGCCCCUGGCUGCCCCCAGCCGGGAAACGCCGGGUAAUGAGAUGCUAAUGAGGUGUGAAUAAAGCCUCUGCGUGCCGCGUGCCCUGGUGCGGCAGCCCACUCCCUGCGCGCAGCCCUGAAAUCCCGGCUUUUGGUCUGCGCCUCCUUCACCUGCCUUCCUUCGUCCCCGUCCCCCAACCCGCCGGACUGGGACGCCCGCCUGGCAGGAAGCGGCCCCUACGGGCUCCCGAACCCCCGGGUGACCUGCGGCGUUGAUUUUCAUCUCCUGCUUCGGCCCGGCCGCUGGGCUCGGGCAGGGACCGGUGAGGCGACCGAGCAGCGUGAGGGGGAUCAGCCCAAGGAUCUCCCCCAAUGAGUGCCACCCACCUUCCCGAACUCCCCCGUGGGCAGUUCUCCAGGAAUCCCCGUGCCCUCUGAUUCCUCCGGGUCCCAGCGUGAGAAAGCUCUCUCCAACACCCCUCAAGUUGCGUGGGGGCCCGAGCGAGGGAGAAGGGGACAAAGGGAGGCCUUGUCUCGGGAGAUUCCUGGGAGAGCAUGCAGGGAUGGGGUGGGGCGUCGAUGGGAGUGAGAGGAAGCUGGGAGGGGCGAACCCUGCUGCCCUGUCGCCACCCCCCCAGUCCCCUAACCGUACUGUGGCCCACUGGAGCGGUGGCAAGUCACAAGGGAAGUAUUUUGACCACAGUGAGUCAGAAAUAGACCCAGUUGUGUGUUACUCAGUCAGAUGCAACAUCCUGGGGCUGUUCCUUGCAGUAUUUUGGUGGUGGGAAGUGGAACCUACGGGGUCAGAGACCAUCUCCUCCCCGUGGUGAGGUAAUGAGCAGUGCCAAGGAGGAGAACUUUGCCCCUGGAAUAAGAUGCACCCCACACCCAGCGUCGCACUGAGUCCCUCGAGGGUGCUGGACACAGGGAGCCUUGGGGUGAGAUGGGGCAGUACAUGUGCCUAGCAGCUGGGGUUGCCGGUGUUAGACCUGUCCCUGUCUGUAGUGCACGGAAAGCUCUCUUCCUGGGCACCCUGCCCUCUUCACAUCCGAGAAAUUCCCCGUGCCCUGCUACUAGGGCCUCGAGAAGGCAGGGUAAGAAUUCCUGUCCCCUGGGCCCCAGAGAUGGAGCAGGGCUUGGAGAUCCCUGAGCAAGAAGGCUGAGCUGGAGGCUCCCUGGCUUUCCGCAUGCCCUCUGUGCCCAGGACUGCUGAUUUUUCAUUUCCAAAUUUGGCAAAUUUCACUUGGAGUGGAAGGGAUAGCAGUUGUCUCUGGAGCAGCUGGCAGAGAGGAGCGGAGCCAAUCAGGGAUGGACCUGGAGCUCCCUGGGGAUACCAGACUUUCUCCUCCUCCCCUGCCUUUUCCCUUCCUCCUUUCUCCAGCCUCUUCCCUUCUCUUCCUUCCUUCUCUCCAGCAGCCACGUGCCCCUGCCCCUCCCUGGGCGCCUCAGAGGUCUCCAUGGCCUCACCCACCUCCACCAACCCAGCGCAUGUCCACUUUGAGAGCAUCCUGCAGGCCCAGCUGUGCCAGGAUGUGCUGAGCAGCUUCCAGGGGCUAUGCAGGGCCCUGGGGCUGGAGCCUGGUGGGGGGCUGCCCCAGUACCACAAGAUGAAGGCCCAGCUCAACUACUGGAGUGCCAAGUCGCUGUGGGCCAAGCUGGACAAGAGAGCAAGCCAGCCUGUCUACCAGCAGGGCCGGGCCUGCACCAGCACCAAGUGCCUGGUGGUGGGUGCCGGACCUUGUGGGCUGCGGGCUGCUGUGGAGCUGGCGAUGCUUGGGGCCCGAGUGGUACUGGUGGAAAAGCGCACCAAGUUCUCUCGCCACAACGUGCUCCACCUCUGGCCCUUCACCAUCCAUGACCUUCGGGCACUCGGCGCCAAGAAGUUCUAUGGGCGCUUCUGCACAGGCUCCCUGGACCACAUCAGCAUCCGGCAACUUCAGCUGCUUUUGUUGAAAGUGGCAUUACUGCUGGGGGUGGAAAUUCACUGGGGUGUCACUUUCACUGGCCUUCAGCCCCCUCCCAGAAAGGGGAGUGGUUGGCGUGCCCAGCUCCAGCCCAGUCCCCCAGCCCAACUGGCCAACUAUGAAUUUGAUGUCCUCAUCUCUGCAGCUGGAGGUAAAUUCGUCCCUGAAGGCUUCACAGUGCGGGAAAUGCGCGGCAAACUGGCCAUUGGCAUCACGGCCAACUUUGUGAACAGGCGCACCGUGGAAGAGGCACAGGUGCCCGAGAUCAGCGGCGUGGCCAGGAUCUACAACCAGAGCUUCUUCCAGAGCCUGCUUAAAGCCACAGGCAUUGAUCUGGAGAACAUCGUGUACUACAAGGAUGACACCCACUACUUUGUGAUGACAGCCAAGAAGCAGUGCCUGCUACGGCUGGGGGUGCUGCGUCAGGACUGGCCGGAGACCGACCGGCUGCUGAGCAGCGCCAAUGUGGCGCCCGAGGCUUUGCAGCGCUUUGCUCGGGCAGCUGCCGACUUCGCCACCCACGGCAAGCUUGGGAAGCUGGAGUUUGCCCAGGAUGCCCACGGGCGGCCCGACGUCUCUGCCUUUGACUUCACAAGCAUGAUGCGGGCAGAGAGCUCUGCUCGGGUGCAGGAGAAGCAUGGCGCCCGCCUGCUGCUGGGGCUGGUUGGGGACUGCCUGGUGGAGCCCUUCUGGCCCCUGGGCACUGGAGUGGCCCGGGGCUUCUUGGCAGCCUUUGACGCCGCCUGGAUGGUGAAGCGCUGGGCAGAGGGCGCUGGGCCCCUAGAGGUGUUGGCAGAGAGAGAGAGCUUGUACCAGCUCCUGUCACAGACAUCCCCAGAAAACAUGCACCGCAAUGUGGCCCAGUAUGGGCUGGACCCAGCCUCCCGCUAUCCCAACCUGAACCUCCGGGCCGUGACCCCCAGUCAGGUACGAGACCUGUAUGAUGUGGAGGCUAAGGAGCCUGUGCGGAGAACGAGUGACAAGACAGACUCAGGAAAGCCGGCCACUGGGUCGGUGGCCACCCAGGAGGAGCUUCUACACUGGUGCCAGGAGCAGACGGCUGGGUACCCAGGGGUCCAUGUCACCGACCUGUCUUCCUCCUGGGCGGAUGGGCUGGCCCUGUGUGCCCUCGUGCACCGGCUGCAGCCCGCCCUGCUGGAACCCUCAGAGCUGCAGGGAGUCGGGGCUCUGGAAGCGACUUCUUGGGCGCUGAAGAUGGCAGAGCAUGAGCUGGGCAUCACGCCCGUGUUGUCCGCACAGGCAAUGGUGGCAGGGAAUGACCCACUGGGCCUCAUUGCCUACCUCAGCCACUUCCAUAGUGCCUUCAAGAGCACACCUCACAACCCAGGUGACCCGGAGGCGGCAGGCCCAGUCAGCCAAGGCUCCCCGGGCACUGCCAGCGCUGUACUGUUCCUUGGCAAACUGCAGAGGACCCUGCAACGGACCCGGGCCCAGGGAAACGGGGAGGAUGCUGGUGGCAAGAAGCCUCGUGUGGAGGUAGAGGCUGAGACCCCAAGUACUGAGGAGCCACCUGUCCCAGAGCCUGAUGUACCAGUGACACCCCCAUCCCAAUACCAGGAGGCCAGUGCCGAGGAUCUGUGUGCACUGUGUGGGGAACACCUCUAUAUCCUGGAACGCCUCUGUGCCAAUGGCCGUUUCUUCCACCGGAGCUGCUUCCGUUGCCAUAUCUGUGAGGCCACAUUAUGGCCAAGUGGCUACGGGCAGCACCCAGGAGAUGGACAUUUUUACUGCCUCCAGCACCUGCCCCAGCCAGGCCACAAAGAGGAUAGCAGCGACAGAGGCCCUGAGAGUCAGGACCUUCCCCCACACAGUGAGAGUAACAUGCCAUCACGCCCCUCGAUUCCCGUGGCCCCCCAGGAGGGGACCAGUCCUGUCCCAAGCCAGCCCCCCCGUCGGCUGAUCCGCCUCUCCAGCCCAGAACGCCAGCGGUUAUCCUCCCUUCAUCUCACCCCUGACCCGGAAAUGGAGCCUCCACCCAAGCCCCCCCGAAGCUGCUCCGUCUUGGCCCGCCAGGCCCUAGAGGGAAGCUUUGUGCGCUGGGGAAUGCCAGUCCAGAGCCCUCAAGUUCUUGUGGCCGUGGAGAAGGAGGAAGAAGCGAGUCCCUGCUCCAGUGACGAGGAAGCAGAGGAAGACGUGCCGUUGGACUCACACACGGAACAUGUUCUGCAGAACUUAGCUAAGAACUCGGGCACGAUGAACAGUUACCCAACGUGGCGUCGGACUCUGCUGCGCCGUGCUAAGGAAGAGGAGAUGAAGCGGUUCUGCAAGGCUCAGGCCAUCCAACGGCGACAAAAUGAGAUCGAGGCCGCCCUGAGGGAGCUGGAGGCCAAGGGCACGGAGCUGGAGCUGGCUUUGAGGAGCCGGAGCAAUUCCCCUGAACAGCAAAAGGCACUAUGGCUAGAACAGUUGCUACAGCUUGUUCAGAAGAAAAACAGCCUGGUGGCCGAGGAGGCUGAGCUCAUGAUCACGGUGCAGGAGCUGAACUUGGAGGAGAAACAGUGGCAGCUGGACCAAGAACUGCGAACCUACAUGAACCGGGAAGAAACCCUGAAGACAGCUGCUGACCGGCAGGCUGAAGACCAGGUUCUGAGGAAGCUAGUGGACGUGGUGAACCAGCGAGAUGCCCUCAUCCGCUUCCAGGAGGAACGCAGGCUCAGCGAGCUGGCCUCGGGGCCAGGGCCCCAGGGCUAGAAGAGGGUAGGCUGCCUGUCUUCUCUGCAAGGAAGACUGCCUCACCCCAGGACAGUGCCACCCUGUUCAUCGGGGCUGCCUGGGAGAGGCCUCGCUGUUUACAAUAAAAAAGCUUCUGCUGUAAA